Zophobas morio is the source of this 1419-nucleotide messenger RNA. Its product is annotated as zinc finger protein 711-like. NCBI's taxonomy places the organism in Eukaryota, Metazoa, Arthropoda, Insecta, Coleoptera, Tenebrionidae. The record is from RefSeq and is a predicted model, not a curated record. Gene Ontology annotation, biological process: regulation of transcription by RNA polymerase II. Gene Ontology annotation, molecular function: RNA polymerase II transcription regulatory region sequence-specific DNA binding; DNA-binding transcription factor activity, RNA polymerase II-specific. The transcript has 2 exons. Bases 223 to 1419 code for a protein of 398 amino acids.
ACAAAAUAAAUAAAAGUCGAUCAAGUUCCUAAUUUGAAUAUUUUUUUAAACAAUUGGAACGACUUUGUGUUAAUAGCACAAACUAUACGGAAUGAUGAUCGAACUAGAACCGUAAUACCAAACUUAUGGCAUUUACUCACACCCAGUUUGAGGUUAGGAAACCGUGAUUACAACUCGUACCCUUUUUUUAUUCACGUAUUUGUCAAUCUCAGCCAACCCACAAUGUCAGUUCUGGAGUAUUGCGAAGCUGUCACCACACACGUCCACCCUUCAGAGCACAACGUCCACCACUGCAAACUCUGCUCAUACUUUACCAAGUCCGUGCUUCUUAUGACCAACCACAUCAAGCGACACCACUCUCUACUGGCCCGUUUCAACUGCGGAGACGCCAAAAUCGAACCCUUUUAUUGCAAAGAUUGCAAAUUUAAAACCGAGCUAACCCUCCUUUUUAAACAACACAUCGAACAGCGACAUAGUCUUAAACCAAACUACGAUUUAUCAGACGAAAAGUUCACAAUCCAACGAUACGUGUGCCAAAAAUGUAGCUUCGAAACGCACUUUAUUAUCAAGCGACUUCAACACACAAUGUCGUGUUUGGGGAAUUUCAGAGACUGUUUGGCGAUUAGAGAACACACAGUCACUCGCUACUUCGACGAAGAAGGCAUCAAGUGGCACCAGUGCAACUAUUGCCUAUACAGAACCAAGUACAAGUACGUUUUAGAAGACCACAUAAACGCGCGACAUUUGGAAGAACAGGACGUCCACUGGUACGAAUGCAAAAUGUGUCCAUACAAAAACAAAUUCCGGUCGAAUUUAAAAUGCCACGUGAAAGCUCGCCAUUUGAAAGAACAGGAUAUUAAAUGGUGCAAAUGCAAAGAUUGUCCAUUUAAAACCAGAAAAAGCUCGCAUUUGAAAAGCCACAUAAACGCCCACCAUUUGAACGGGCCGGACAUCACAUGGUACGAAUGCAAAAUGUGCCCAUAUAAGAGCAAGUUUAAGUCAAACUUGAAAGCUCACAUUAAUGCGCACCAUUUGGACGAACAGGACAUUCGGUGGUAUGAAUGCAAAAAAUGUUCAUAUAGAGCUAAGCGGAAAGCGCAUUUGGAAAGUCAUAUAAAUGCGCACCAUUUGGAUAAACGGGAUAUUAAGUGGUAUGAAUGCGAAAAGUGUCCAUAUAAAGCUAAACGAAAAGCACAUUUAGAUAUCCAUGUGAUUGCGCGACAUUUGGAUGAAAAGGAUAUUAAAUGGUAUGAAUGUAAAAGCUGCACGUAUAAAGCUAAGUCGAAUUCUGAUCUGAAAAAGCACGUAAAUGCGCUGCAUUUGGACGGACAGGACGUUAAGUGGCACAAGUGUGACAAGUGUCCGUAUAAAGCCAAAUUUAAAGUUUGCUUGAACAAACACGUCCAGCGAAUUCAUUAA